AUGCUGCUACUUUCAUAUCAGCUGCCCACACUGCCCACCCUUACCCCGGAGCAGCACGAGCUCUUCAGCAACAUCAUGAAGAGCCCCGAGUUCGAGACGAUCAGGAGGGACAUUGCGGCUAGUGCCCGCCUGAUGAAUGGCCUAAAAGACCUGCAAACUCCAUUCCCCUUGGCCACGCCGACACCGACGAAACUCUUCGGAUCCCAGGGCAACGAAUCCAAUGAGCAGCGACAGUACGCUCAAGGUUUUUUGGACGCCCUCAUCCACAUCCAAAAACUCGACGGGUUCAAGUACGACCAAACCCUCGUCUCGCCGUCAUUAGUAACGCCCGUUCUACGCGGCCAAGUCGCCGAUCCGUUGAUGAGUCCACUGCUGAGUCCGCACAAUACUCUUGACCUCAACGCCGUCAUCCAGGCCUUUUCCAACCCUGUCACUCCGGUUUGCUCGGCACCGCCGUCCCUGCCCUCGAUUUUGAAUGCCUUGGAUGAGAGUCGAUUGGGAACCUCAUCUCUGCCUUCAGCUUUCUCCGCGCCGUUAUCGUCUACAUUCUUGCAGGCAAGCGCCUCGACCUCCGUCUGCUCGACGGUCAGCUCCUCAUCCUCCUCCGCCGCUUCAGCCUCCUCUUCCGGGGCCCUGCUCGCACCAUCCGGGAGCAACAGCUUGAAUCUGAGCUCUUUCCCGACAACAAGCCUCAAUCUGCCCCCGCCACUGCCCUUCAACGCCUUCAAAUUCUCGGCCGAUCCUCUACCCACCAUGCCAUCCUUCCCCACACGGCUCGAGCAGCCCGAGCCGUUCAGCCAGGAGAUGAAGAUCGAGAUUCCAUGCUCAAAGGGCUCGAUCAGCGACGAUGACAUGUCUUCCCGAUCCUCAUCUACCGGUCCCUCGUCAGCUGGAGGUCGCAUUUUACCCUCGAAGAGCGGCGACUUCGACGGAAUCCACGUCGACGAGAAUGAGCGGCGGAAACUGGAGCGCAAGCGACUCCGCAACCGCAUGGCCGCCUCCAAGUGCCGCCAAAAGAAGCUCGAAAAGAUCCAGGAGCUCGAGCAGUUGGUUAAUGAGGAAAAGUAUACGGCCUCCAAGUUGGAUCAAGAACUCGCCACGCUACGCCUGUAUAUGGAGGAUUUGCAGCGAAAGGCAAUGUACCACGCCCAAAACGGUUGCCCACUGCCCCCAAUUCUACAUCACAAGCUGAACGGACAU
Mesorhabditis spiculigera is the source of this 1200-nucleotide messenger RNA. The record is from the annotation of a GenBank genome assembly. NCBI's taxonomy places the organism in Eukaryota, Metazoa, Nematoda, Chromadorea, Rhabditida, Rhabditidae.